CUUUCCCCGCUGAAAGAAAAAAAAAAAGCCUUCCUUUAAUCUAAACGGUGCUAAUUCUUAUAGGAUACUUCUUUUGGUAUGCACUGUGAAUUACGUAGUGAUUGUGAAACCAGUCAAUCAGCAUUUUCAAAUUCUUCUCAGCCUACAUCAUUUAAAACCAACCACGCCCAUGACAUACAUGGAAACAGACCUGUUAUACCAGUCAUCAAGUCCACCCACACUAGGUUUAAAAUAAAAGUCUUGUAUUUUGGAAAACUAGGUUGUUUCAUGAUCUACAGGGACCUUGGCCUUCCUUCCCUGCCAUGGCUACAUUCAGCUGCACUUCAGAUGACUUUUCAUGCCCUGUGUGCUUGGAAAUACUGUCCGACCCGGCUACGAUUCCUUGUGGUCACACCUACUGCCUUCAGUGCAUCCAGAAACAUUGGGAUAAAGCUUCUAAGGGUCAGUACUCUUGUCCUCAGUGUAGACAGGUAUUCAAUCCCAGGCCCUCUCUGGGAAGAAACAACAUGUUGAUGGAAGCAAUGAAGAAACUUCAAGUAGUAGAACAGGACAAGUCCUUAGCUGUGUGUUCUUCUCUAAAUCCAUGUGCUGUCGUGUCAGUGAACCCUCCUCUCCAGCCAGCAGCAGAAAGGUCUGAUGGAACUACAGGACCUGAUGAAAACACAACAGUGCAGGGAGGAUUAUAUCCUCAGCUACCUUCCACUUCACCCAAGUUGUGUCCGUUACACAAACAAGUGCUGGAGUUCUAUUGCCGUGAUGAUAAAGAAAUUGUUUGUGAUGAAUGUAGCCUCAUAGAACAUAAGGGUCAUCGAGUGGUGAAUCCAGAUGAAGAAAUUAAGCAAGAGCUGUCAGAAAUGAAAGCGAAGAUACUAGGAAGUAUUCAAGAAAGAGAGAGGAUCAUUCAGACUCUACCACAGAUUUUUCAAGCUAAGAAGACUGCCAUUCAGGGGCUGCAGACAGAAAAUCUGGAGGUUUUUGGUGAAGUGAUGAAGAGUGUGGAGUUGAUGAGUUCACAAGUAAAUGAACUCCUUCAGGGCUAUGAGGCCUCCAGUUACCAACGUAUAGAGAACCACGGCUAUAAACUACAGGAGGAGAUCAACCAACUAUACAAGCAAGAUGUAGAGCUAAACAGACUAUCUAUGUCUCAGGACUCCAUUCAAUUUCUAAAGACACUUGACACUACAGAAUGUGUGGAUGUGGUUGGAAAUGCACAGCUGGAGAUUGUACCCCCAGAGUCAGUAGAGUCUGGGAUCAGAUCAGCUCUUGGAGCUUUCAGAGUGGGACUACAUGACCUUUGUAAAGGAAGCCUGGCAAAUAUCUUCAGAGCUGUGAAUGAUGCACAAACAGCAACAGCACAAAAUUCUCAGGCAGCAGAGAAAUGUCCUGAUCCCAAUAAUUUGCAGGCUGCUUCACAAAAUACAGCUCUUGAAAUGACGUCUGGAUCCAACAACAGUGACAAACCUAAAACCACAUCUCUUCAGCAUCCUGCAGCAUCCUCUGCCAAUUCAGAGAGGAAAUUGACUUCACUAUGUACAGAAAAUCCAGCACCUAAAUCAAGGGAGGAAAUGCUAAAAUUCCACUUUGAGCCCACAAUGGACCGCAACAGUGCUCAUCGUCACAUCCGCUUGUCUGAUGGAGAUCGCAAAGCCACUCUCCGUGCAGAAAAUCAGAAUUACCCAGAGCACACCGAACGCUUUGUCUUCUGGAGGCAGGUCAUAUGUCAGGAGCCUUUGGCAGGAAGCCCUUAUUACUGGGAGGUGGAAUGGACAGGACAGAAGGUCACUAUUGGUGUAACCUAUAAAGAUAUUAAGCGCUCCACAGCAGAUGACAGCUCCAGACUGGGCCAUAAUGAGUUUUCAUGGAGCCUGUACUGGUCAGGCACAGCCUUCUCUCUGUGGCAUGCAGGAAAGGAGACCUUGCUUGCUGCUCCUAAAGCCCGACGCAUUGGGGUCUAUUUGGACCAGCAGGCAGGCCUUGUGUUCUUGUGCCUGAUUGGAUGUUCUCUCGCAGACGGUGCUGUAUACAGUUGGAAUGGCCCCGGAGAUCCGAUUCAGCCUGAUCCUGGCACUGAAAAUGCUUGUCUCACUGACACUGAAUCCUGUAGCUGCUGCCUUAUGCAAAAGCAGAUGAAAAGAAUGGAGAGUUUCUUCAACAUGAGUCUGAAUGAUAUGCGCAAGGGUCUGGAGAAAGCUGAAACCGCAUUGAACUAUGUGCGCUCCAGCCGCAGUGCCUUUUCAGUGGCACUGACUGACACUCGUCGAUGUGUUAGCUCCACUCGGGAUGACAUGGUUGUGAAGUACCAGUAUAUAUUCAUUAACUUAGGUGACAGCUACAAUGUUAGCACAGGCACCUUUACAGUCCCACGCUCAGGGGUCUAUUCGCUGGCUCUUACAAUGUACAGUGAUGCUGGUGCCCCUAAUGCUCUCCUGGCUGCCUGUGUUCAUUUGCGUAAAAAUGGUCGCAUGGUUGCAGCACUCAAUGAGUACAACACACAAGACCAGGAGGACAGCGCUACCGUCGUCCUGCCACUACAGAUGGAGACUGGUGACAAGGUGGAAGUAACUCUCCUUGCUGGAUGCACCCUGUGUGAUGACAACAGCCAUUACAACACGUUCAGUGGCUUUUUGCUUUAUGCAACCGAUUAAAAGUGGUUCAUUCUCUGAUCUUAUGUCUGUGUUUAGAACAUUGUAUUGAUCCUCAUGAUUUUUCAAAAUCAAGGCCAUGCAUCUGUUAACUCCCAUAUCUAAUUCCUGAUCUGAUAAUCAUUUUGUUUGGUUUUCAGUUUAUAAUUGAGUUUCAGGUUCAACAUGG
Tachysurus vachellii is the source of this 2811-nucleotide messenger RNA. It is a transcript of the gene cbln20, whose product is annotated as cerebellin 20. The record is from RefSeq and is a predicted model, not a curated record. Gene Ontology annotation, molecular function: protein binding; zinc ion binding. The transcript is spliced from 12 exons. The coding region runs from base 303 to 2645 and encodes 780 amino acids. NCBI's taxonomy places the organism in Eukaryota, Metazoa, Chordata, Actinopteri, Siluriformes, Bagridae.